AUGGAUAAACCUAUUUGCAAAGCCCUAGGCAUAAAAGUGACAGCAACUGUAUUCACCGCGGCUGCGUCGCAAGCUGUGGCCCGAAAGGCUGGAUUCCAAGACAUAUUUAAAAUCACCUAUGAAGAUUUGGCGGGAAAGGGGUUUGUCUUUCCUGGCAUUGAAGAAGAUACUAAACAUUCUAAGUUAAUGGCACUUGUAAUUCUCUAA
Pieris macdunnoughi is the source of this 207-nucleotide messenger RNA. The record is from the annotation of a GenBank genome assembly. NCBI's taxonomy places the organism in Eukaryota, Metazoa, Arthropoda, Insecta, Lepidoptera, Pieridae.